Molecule: messenger RNA, 2938 nt
Organism: Lactuca virosa
Lineage: Eukaryota; Viridiplantae; Streptophyta; Magnoliopsida; Asterales; Asteraceae
Source: the annotation of a GenBank genome assembly
AUGCCUAAAAUCGCCUUUGCUUCUCCGGAGGAAGCAAAUGCUCUUCUUAAAUGGAAAGAAAGUAUUCAUAUCCCAAAUAACUCCACGGUCUCUUCAUGGCUUCGCCUUCCUAUGAAUUCCAGUGCAUUGUUUCCAUGCACUUCUUGGUUUGGAAUAGUUUGUAAUGCUGACGGGAACAUUCAGACGUUGAACCUCAGUUCAUCUGGAUUAAAAGGUACACUCCACCAAUUUUCAUUUUCUUUGCUACACAAUCUUACGCAUUUUGAUCUCUAUGAGAACAACUUCUUUGGGCCCAUACCACCAGAAAUCCGACUCCUCUCCAAACUUGUAUUUCUUGAUUUUUCAGUGAAUCAGUUUUCUGGCUCAAUUCCUUCAUCAUUGGGACAUUUGACAUCUUUGAAUUUCCUUUAUUUAUCCCGAAAUCAACUCUCUGGUCCCAUUCCUACUGAAAUUGGGAAUUUAAAGUCUCUCACUGAUUUUGCUAUGAGCUACAAUCAACUUAAUAAUUCUAUUCCUUCAUCACUAGCAAACUUGAGCAACUUACAAGGACUGUACCUAGCUGCGAAUAAUUUUUCUGGCCCGGUUCCUAUUGAACUUGGGAAUUUGAAGUCUCUCAUUGAUCUUGAGUUGAGCAGCAAUAAGCUUAGUGGUUCUAUUCCUUCAUCAUUGGGUGAUCUGACAUCUUUGAAUUCUCUCAUUCGUCUUGGGGUGAACCACAAUCAACUUAGUGGUUCUAUUCCGUUAUCACUAGGAAACCUCAGCAACCUACAGACUUUGUACCUCCAUGAGAAUAAAUUAUCCGGUCCCAUUCCUAUUGAAAUUGGGAAUUUGGAGUCUCUUUCUGAUCUUGCGGUCGGUAACAAUCAACUUAAUGGUUCUAUUCCUUCAUCGCUAGGAAACCUGGGAAACUUAGAAUGGUUGAUCCUCAAUGAUAAUAAAUUUUCUGGUCCCAUUCCUGGAGAACUUGGGAAUUUGAAGUCUCUCACUCAUUUUAAGUUGAGCGGCAAUCAGCUUAGUGGUUCUAUUCCUUCAUCAUUUGGUGAUUUGAUAUCUUUAGAUGGCCUUUAUAUGCAAUACAAUCAUCUUGCUGGUCCCAUUCCUUUUCAACUUGUGAAUUUGAAAUUUCUCACUGAUCUUAAGUUGAGCAACAAUCAACUUAGUGGUUCCAUUCCUCCAGAGUUUGGAAACUCAACUCAACUACAAAGGCUUGAUCUGUCUUCGAAUCAAUUGGUUGGUGAGAUCCCAAAGGAGUUUGGUAAGAUGAAAAGUAUGUUGUAUUUGUACUUGUCUCAUAACCAACUUACAGGUAUUAUACCUCUAGAGUUUGAAUUCUGUCAACUCCUUGAAGAACUCGAUCUCUCUAGAAAUAGAUUGAAUGGGUCAAUACCAAAAAGUAUUGGUCAUUGGGCACACAUCCACUACUUGAAUCCUAGUAAUAACCAACUUAGUGAGAAAAUUCCAUCUGAGAUUGAUAAAUUAGUUCAACUUACAGAACUUGAUUUAUCUCAGAAUUUGCUCACAGAAGAGAUACCAUCUGAAAUUCAAAGUUUGCAAAAAUUGGAUCUUUCUCAUAAUAGACUAUCUGGUUCUAUUCCUAACGCGUUUACAAGUUUGCCUAGUGGGAUUGACAUUGACCUUUCCAACAAUGAGCUCAUAGGUCCAGUUCCGCUUUGCUCUAACUUUGUGAACGCGUCCUUACAAGGAAAUCCAGGUGUAUGUGGAAAUUUUACAGGACUAAAACUUUGUGCAAGUCACAUCUUGAAGAAGAAAAAUGUUCCCUUUCAUCAUCGGCGCAUCCUUUUCAUUAUUCUCCCUAUUAUCGGGGCAAUUUUACUUGGUUUACUCAUGUGUGGCGUUACUGCUUAUCGAAAACAAAAGAGACAUUCUCCACAGAAACCAUUGGACAAAGAAGUUGGUGAUUAUUUCUCCAUAAAAAGAUUUGACGGAGGAGUAGUGUAUGAUGACAUCUUGAAAGCAACGAAUAAUUUUGAUGAAGCAUACUCCAUUGGGACCGGAGGAUAUGGGACUGUGUACAAAGCCGAGCUACAACCUAACAAUGUGGUAGCAGUCAAGAAACUUCACUCAUCAUCUGAGGAUGUUGAUCAUAAUGGAUUUCUUAAUGAGGUACGAGCAUUAACAAACAUAAGGCAUCGAAACAUAGUGAAACUUUAUGGAUAUUGCUCACAUGCCCGGCACUCCUUUUUGAUUUAUGAAUACCUUGAAAAGGGAAGCCUUGGAUCAAUCUUAAGAAAUGAUGUUUUAGUAACAGAAUUGGAUUGGUUGAAAAGGGUAAAAAUUGUAAAGGCUCUAGCUAAUGGGUUGGCUUAUAUGCAUCACGACUGCACACCACCUAUAAUUCAUAGAGACAUUUCCAUUGCCAAUAUCCUUCUUGAUUCCGAUUAUGAGGCACAUAUUUCUGAUUUUGGUACAUCCAAGCUUUUAAAGCUAGACUCAUCCAACUGGACCGCAAUCACAGGCACAUAUGGCUAUAUCGCGCCAGAGCUUGCUUAUACGAUGGUGGUGACCGAGAAAUGCGAUGUGUAUAGCUUUGGGAUCGUGGCACUAGAAGUGAUCAUGGGAAGGCAUCCUGGUGAACUACCAACAUUGCAUGCGGAUUAUCUGGUGUUAUCAAAUGUUGGAGAUAGUCGGAUUCCACUUCCUUCACCACAAGUUGAGAAAAAAGUUAAUAUGGUACUGAAUCUCUCAAGAGCAUGUUUGAACUCGAAUCCACAAGAAAGACCAACAAUGCACCAAGUAACAAAUCUGUUGAUGAAGGCUUGAUAUUAAUUUACUUUGAAUGUUAUUUGCUUUUGUCAUGUUCCCUAUAUGCAUCCUGAUAAUAUGUAUUCAUUUGAAUGCCUUUUUGUUAUGAAACUUCUCAUAUGUUUUCUUAAAUCAUUAUGUAAUAGAUAAAAAAAUAAGUCAGUGAAGAUUGAUA